GAUCCAUCAUAUCUGUCAACAUCUUCCCCUCUGUCUUCUUGUCCAGGUCUCAGUUUUCACAAGAACACACACACAUACACACCACAGACAGGAGACACAGUAAUAGAAGGAUUUGGAGGGGGCACACCUAGCUGGAAGGACUGCCACUGUGCGACUACAUCACCGAACCCAGCUGGUCUCUUUUACCACCUGAACAUCUACCGAUUCAACAAUCCGGGCCUCCAGUCAGCGACACGCCGCUCCGAGCAAUAUCCCAUUUCUCGACGGACCAGUCUCAUCUUUGCGUCGAACUUAUCCCGGUAAACCUCUCGGGUUCAAAACACCCUACGACUUUCCCAGUCCCAGGAAUUCCCCAACACAGCAAAAUGGCUCAAACCCCCGCGCAACGCCGCGCCAACGAGAAACACGCCAAGGGCGUCGAGAAGCGCAUGGGCAAGCCCGAGUCGGUGUACAAGAAGAAAGAGGCCAGGAAGUCGCCGGUGGGCAUCGCCGCCGUUGUGCUCUUGAUCUUUGUGGUCGUCGCGCCCCUGAUCAUCGAACAAUUAAAGCUGCUCCCCUAUCUCUGGGGCCUCCUGCUGGAUCUGCUGGCCAAGAUCGGGCUGGUGUCGAAAUAAGUUAUUGUUUUCGGGAUCCCACCCGGCUCCCCAUAAUUUCAAAUGGACUCUUUACAUUUCCCUUUAUCAAAGCUCUCCCCCCCAACAUGUUUCCCCCUUGCUGUUCUACUAAGAGCGAAACGAUAGCUGAAUGCGUGCAACAAUCCGCAGAAGUUCCGGCGGUCAGCCAAGGAAGGAGUGAUGGGUUUGGAUUAGAUGACGGAGACGACAGCCAUUUGCCCGUUAGACGAGCUGCUGGAGGCGAGGAAUAUUACAACUGGAAGGGGAAAAGUUCCUGAUUACAUUACUAGCCAUGGUGCUAGGAGUUACUCUGCACUGUAUACAUUGGACCACUCUAUGUGAACGCUCCCUUAAUAAUAGUUCGCGCAAAUCCCCAGCCACCACCAUAGCGCUCGCACUAGAUUCUAGUACGGGAUCCCGUUGGUGAUUAAUUGAAACUCA
This is a messenger RNA of Cladophialophora immunda, 1055 nucleotides long. RefSeq lists its product as uncharacterized. Lineage: Eukaryota; Fungi; Ascomycota; Eurotiomycetes; Chaetothyriales; Herpotrichiellaceae. The transcript has 3 exons. Gene Ontology annotation, cellular component: endoplasmic reticulum. Bases 366 to 614 code for a protein of 82 amino acids. The record is from RefSeq and is a predicted model, not a curated record.